UCUGACGAGGCAGAGAAGAGUCUCUCCAGAUCAGAACACCUCAAAAAACACCAGCAGAGACCCACAGGGAAGAAAUCUUACUGCAAAUCUACAUCGGAACUUAAAAUACACCAGCGAGUACACACAGGAGAGAAAGCUUACCACGGUUUUGAUUGUGGGAAGAGUUACUCAAGGUCAGAUGCACUUAAAGUACACCAGCGGACACACACAGGAAAGAAAUCUUAUGGCUGUGAUCAAUGUGGGAAGAAAUUUACUGUGUCAAACUCCUUGAUAGUGCACCAGAGAAUACACACAGGAGAGAAAUCUUAUAGCUGUAGUCAAUGUGGGAAGAGUUUUACUCAACCAAACAGCCUGAAAGUACACCAGCGGACACACACAGGAAAGAAGUCUUAUGGCUGUGAUCAAUGUGGGAAGAAAUUUACUGUGUCAAGCUCCUUGAUAGUGCACCAGAGAAUACACACAGGAGAGAAUCUUCACCAUUGUUCAGAUUGUGGGAAAAGCUUUUCAACAUCAUGGUCAUUGAAGGUGCACCAUAGAACACACACAGGAGAGAAACCUUAUGGUUGUGAUCAAUGUGGGAAGAAAUUUACUGUGUCAAACGCCUUGAUCAUGCACCAGAGAAUACACACAGGAGAGAAAUCUUAUAGCUGUAGUCAAUGCGGAAAGCGUUUCACUCAACCAGAUAGCCUAAUAGUACACCAGCGGACACACACAGGAGAGAAAUCUUAUGGCUGUGAUCAAUGUGGGAAGAAAUUUACUGUGUCAAACUCCUUGAUAGUGCACCAGAGAAUACACACAGGAGAGAAACCUUUUAGCUGUGGUCAAUGUGGGAAGAGUUUUGUUCAAUCUGGCCAUCUGACAGUGCACCAGAGAAGACACACAGGAGAGAAACCUUAUAGCUGUGGUCAAUGUGGGAAGAGUUUUGUUCAAUCUGGCCAUCUGACAGUGCACCAGAGAAGACACACAGGAGAGCAACCUUAUAGCUGUGGUCAAUGUGGGAAGAGUUUUGUUCAAUCUGGCCAUCUGACAGUGCACCAGAGAACACACACAGGUGGACAAACUUUGUAGCUGUGAUAAAUGUGACAAGAGAUUUUCCGAUAAAAGACAUUUGAUCAAACAUCAGAAAAUACAUACAUGAAGUUGUUUCAUGAUAUCAAUGAAAUAUCCAUUUAGCAAAAUGUAAUUGAAAAGAUGUUGAAAAUAAGACUAAGCCCGAAGUCCAAUAUACAUUCGGGGGAAAGUUGAGAAGAUGUAUUUUCGGGUUGUUUUUUUAAAUGACUUGAAAACAACUUAAUUUCAACGUACUUACAGCCUAUACACAUGGACACAGUAUAAUACAUUUGUCUGUAAUCAAUUUUAUUAACAAUCCUACAUCCCUCCAGUAUUUCAUGACAAUAUUCAAGUGCUAAUUGUCUUUAUUCCACUACUGAAGAAGCAUGUCUCAAAUCACCUCAUAUUUCAACCAUUCAGACUGACAAAAUAUUUUUUUAAAUCAUUAUUCCAUGCCUCACCACUAAGUGAAUUAUUGCCAAUAUAUAUUAACAAAGGAGUGUACAUUUGGUUUUGAUAUUUCAUAUUUACAAUUUAUGUAACAUUUAGUCAUCAUAAUUAUUUAUGCAACCAACUGACCAUUUUUUGGUACAAUUAUAUUGACAUUGUUGCUUUUAGAAUUUCAGGGUUAAUUCUCACAUGUGCCAACCCAAAUGUACUAGAGCAUGACAUGGGCCCCGAUCCAACAACAUGCCUAUCGAGUGAACCCUGAAAA
This is a messenger RNA of Salvelinus sp. IW2-2015, 1765 nucleotides long. Its product is annotated as zinc finger protein OZF-like. Gene Ontology annotation, molecular function: DNA-binding transcription factor activity, RNA polymerase II-specific; RNA polymerase II cis-regulatory region sequence-specific DNA binding. Lineage: Eukaryota; Metazoa; Chordata; Actinopteri; Salmoniformes; Salmonidae. The record is from RefSeq and is a predicted model, not a curated record. Gene Ontology annotation, biological process: regulation of transcription by RNA polymerase II.